GUCAACGCUGGGAUGUGUGGGUUGCAAUACAUCUAUGACAUUACUUAUAGCUAUCCGAAAACGGGAGUAAAGGAUUUUUCAGACAACACUACUGAUUCUCAAGUGACGUAGUUAAACAGCCAAGAAAAUGUCACUGCAAGCCUUGUAUCCCGCACAAACACUAAUGGAGCCGAUGUUUGAGUUUAACGACACCGACAGCUUCUACCCCAGGAAUAUAAAACUCGAGCCAAACACGGACAGCUGCUGUAUGGAAAAACGGACAGACGCCACGUACACAGACCUGACCCGCAGCCCGUACCACGUAGACCCGUCUCUGUUGGCCUCCAUGAAAGAAGACAUGUCAGAUUUCACAGACAACAUGUCGUUUGACAAUCUACUUAGCUGGACCGCCAAACACCCCGAACACUGGAGCAACGCCGAAGUCCUGGACUGGCUUUACUACCUCGUCGACACCCACAAACUAGACGGUGCGCACCUGCGAGGGGAGAAUUACCAGAAUCUGUCCGGGCAGAAACUCUGCCAGAUGACCAAGGAAGACUUCAUGUCGACAGACAACCAAUUCGGAGCCCUGCUGUUCGAACUGUUCGCACAAGUUAUUGAACAAUCAAAAUUCACGGAGCCCCCUUGCAUCGAUUCGGUCAAUCCGGACAGUUACCCUUUCUUCGAGAACGGCUACAGCGCCUCUAGCGGGGAAAAGACGAUCGAUGGCGACGCCUCCAGCCACAGUCUGGACCUGAACGACAUAGCUGUGUUUAUUGACGCGCUGGGUGACAAGUGUGUCGAGAUCGCCGGACACACGUACGACAUAGGGUCAGAGGUCAUGGACUGCGGUUAUGUUAGUGCAGAAUCAGAAAUGGAAAACUUCUCCAGAACUUCCAUCAGCUCUGAUGGUAUCGACAGCUUCCCCCACUCCGACGAUGAUGACGUCAUGUCGCCAUCAUUGCCAUACAGCUUCGCGCCAACACCGACCAAUCGGCGAUUCUCUUCGAGCUCGUCUGACGAGGGCUGCUGUGACCUGGAGAGAUCGAACACCGAGAAACUCAAGAGAAAACCUCCUUCUCCAUCAAAGGGCAACCAUUUGUGGGAGUUCGUGAGGGACCUGUUGAGGGACCCCCAGCUGAACCCCUCUCUCCUCAGAUGGGAGGACAAGGAAGCAGGGGUCUUUAAAUUCGUCCAGUCAGAGGCCGUCGCUAACAUGUGGGGCAGGAAGAAAAACAACCCCGGAAUGACGUACGAGAAACUCAGUCGCGCUAUGAGAUUCUGUCGCUCAGCUGGCUAUUUUAGUGAAGUACCCAAGAAUGGCAAGUUCCCAAAGAAACUGUGCUUCCGGUUUGGACCAAAGGCCUAUGGGUGGAAGGAUUGAACUGCUAGAAGACCACCAACUUGCAUAGACUGCUACAAUGGCUGAAUGUACAUCCGGGUGCUGGCACUCGACACUGGUCUAUAUAUAGCCGAUCGCCAUCCCACAGUCAUCUGUCAUUCGCCUAACUAUGAUAUUCAUUGCAUCAUGAACAUAACUGAUAUUGGAAACUUGCCAAGUUAUGGCUUCACGUAUAAUACUUCUGCAUUGCAUUAGCGUCACUGCAUUUGUGUGUCAUGAACAGUAUACUCAGCGACAAAUGGAUGUCAUGACUAUGGUAGCUGCCUGACAUCAUCUAGGAAACAGCCAAUCCAUCUUUGAGUAUGACGUCAUCGGUGACACUGUGUAAUGCAAGAGAAGUUCUAAUUUUAACCAGUAUGGUUAAUUCCGAGUAUCCCUUGCGGGGAUUGAGAGCAUUGUGUACAUAAAACUACAUACUAACUCAGUGGCGGUACAGGAGGGGUGCUCGUUUUUGUCACUAACAUUCGCCCUUUAUUUAUCUAUUUAUAUAUGUAUGUAUGUAUAUAUAUAUGUAUGUAUGGACAAGGCUUUGUGAAGAAACAUGUUACACUCCCCUGCACCCCCCUCUGGAUCCGCCACUGUAUUGCGUCUUACCGCAGAUAGACAUUAACAGAAGUAGUGGUAUUUGAUAAUCUGAGUGACUGUACAGGCACUCGUGUUGAGCAAUAUAAUGGACAAUUGCACUAUAAGUGUAGUGUUGCGCUUGUAUAUAUGGCUUACAUUGAAUGGUACAUUGAUGACCCUGACGUUAUAUUUGAUAAUAUUGUUAUGAACAUUUUGUUAUAUAUUUUCUAUGUUGUAAUGUAUUAAUAAUAAUAAAAAACAUAUUUUGACAA
This is a messenger RNA of Gigantopelta aegis, 2217 nucleotides long. Its product is annotated as ETS homologous factor-like. Gene Ontology annotation, biological process: regulation of transcription by RNA polymerase II; cell differentiation. The record is from RefSeq and is a predicted model, not a curated record. Lineage: Eukaryota; Metazoa; Mollusca; Gastropoda; Neomphalida; Peltospiridae. Gene Ontology annotation, molecular function: DNA-binding transcription factor activity, RNA polymerase II-specific; sequence-specific DNA binding. Gene Ontology annotation, cellular component: nucleus. Bases 128 to 1363 code for a protein of 411 amino acids. The transcript is spliced from 10 exons.